Molecule: messenger RNA, 603 nt
Organism: Stylonychia lemnae
Lineage: Eukaryota; Ciliophora; Spirotrichea; Sporadotrichida; Oxytrichidae
Source: the annotation of a GenBank genome assembly
AUGGAAUUAAAUUAAGCAAUAAAGUUUUCAGAUCAUUUCAAGAAAGAACAAGUCUAGAAGAAGCAAGACAAAUUUAUCGAUGAGAAUCGAGCAAGAGGCAUUAUUAUAAAAUCCCUAUAUUUCUCAAAAAAUGACAAUCAAUUUCAUAACGAUGUCAAGAAGCAUUUAGCUUACGAGCAUGUUCUUUUCUAUUUGGACGAAGAUAAAAAUUUAGCACAUAAAAUUAAGCAGGACACUUAAUUUUCUAUGGAUGAUUACCAUAUUAGAGAGGAAAUAAAGUAGAUGAAAAAUGAAAUAAGGUAGCAUAGAGCGCUUAAAAAUUUGAUGAGUAUAGUUUAAAGAGAUGAGAAUGGGAAUCCAGUCGAAGGCGAAGAUGUUGAUGGACAAUAAGAGCAAGAAGAUUAUGAUGACUUUUCGAUGUCAGUGUCUUUUGACUAUGGUUACAAUGACGAAUAUGGAGUUAGAGAUUAUGAAGGAUAUCAAAUGGAAGACCAAGAUGUAGAAAAUAUAAUUGACUUUUAGAGAGAUAGAAUUGCUGAAAUGAGAGAAGAAGAUGAAGAAAAAUAACAAGAGCUAUAGUCACUGCCCGCAGGAAUCAUUUGA